Molecule: messenger RNA, 980 nt
Organism: Hippoglossus stenolepis (Pacific halibut)
Lineage: Eukaryota; Metazoa; Chordata; Actinopteri; Pleuronectiformes; Pleuronectidae
Product: cathepsin Z
Exons: 6
Coding region: 31-933 (300 amino acids)
Cellular component (GO): lysosome
Molecular function (GO): cysteine-type endopeptidase activity
Source: RefSeq, a predicted model, not a curated record
GGUUACUGGUUUGGUGCCCUGAGUUUCAACAUGGCUCAGUUCGUCCUUUUUAUUUGCGUGCUCACGACACUUGCUGUUUCAGGACGACACUUUUCUAGUGAGAGGCCUAGUUGUUAUUUGCCGGUGCCCAGGGAACCCAGCUAUGGAGUGAGAACUGCAGUUCGUCCUCAUGAACUCCUGAACCUGGCUGUGAUGCCGAAGUCCUGGGACUGGAGGAAUGUAAAUGGCGUCAACUACGUUAGUACGACUCGCAACCAGCACAUCCCUCAGUACUGUGGCUCCUGCUGGGCCCACGGAAGCACCAGUGCAAUGGCCGAUCGCAUUAACAUCAAGCGCAGAGGAGUGUGGCCAUCUGCCUAUCUGUCCGUCCAGCAUGUGGUCGACUGUGCCGACUCUGGCACCUGUCAUGGAGGGGACCAUGGCGGCGUGUGGGAGUACGCCCACAAACACGGCAUCCCCGACGAGACCUGCAACAACUACCAGGCCAUUGACCAGAAAUGCAAACGAUUCAAUGAAUGUGGCACUUGCACGACCUUUGGAAAGUGCAACACUGUGCAGAAUUACACUCUGUGGAAGGUGGGAGACUUUGGCGCCAUUAGAGGACGGAACAAGAUGAUGGCAGAAAUCUACACUGGAGGACCAAUCAGCUGUGGAAUCAUGGCCACAGAGAAACUGGAUGUCUACAGCGGGGGUCUGUACUCUGAGUACGAGGAGUCUCCUGACAUCAACCACAUCGUGACCGUGGCGGGCUGGGGAGUAGAAAAUGGAACCGAAUACUGGAUUGUGCGCAACUCCUGGGGAGAGCCAUGGGGUGAGAAGGGCUGGCUCAGGAUUGUGACAAGCGCCUACAAAGGAGGAAGUGGAAGCCGGCAUAAUCUUGCUUUGGAGGAAGACUGCAUGUACGGAGAUAUGAUUGUACCCUCGGCUUAUUAAUGGUUGUCAAGCACAUGUAUCUAAAUAAACUAUGAAACUGAAUUUAA